UUUAUUUGCUAGAACCUGUGCGCAACGCACCUCUCGCUGCGAGUCUCACAGUCUUUAAUUUGCAGCUCGACUUGGGAUACCCUCAAAACAAAAAACAAAAACACACACACAAAAUAAAUAAUGAAGAGUUUUCUGGUUUUGUGCUUUGUGGCGUUGGCCGUAGCCGACGUGAAGCACCUGACAGAUCGCAAUCUGGAUCUGUUCAAGUAUAAUCCGGGCGAUAUCUACACCCUGCCCGAGGACAUCGAUGACGAUAAGCCCGCCGUACACUUCAUCGGCGACGUGAUGAAGGCCAAAACCGAGAAGCUGCAGAACUUCAAUGCGGGCAAAAAAUUCAAACUCGAACUGAAGACCCAGAACGGCAUUGAGGUCAGCAGCGUGGGCAAACUGAAGGACGACAAGACCUUCGUGGUAAGCGGCUCGUAUUCGUUCACCGGUGCCGACGGCAAGCGCUACAAGACCCGUUAUACGGCCGAUGAGUUCGGCUACCACCCAAUCACCGAGCUGGAUCUGGACAUUCCCGAUCCACAGCCCUUGGCUCCAGCUGCCCCGAAGCCAGGAUCCGACCUGAACAGCAACAAGAUUCGCUUCCAGUUCCUGCAACAGAAUCUGAACAACGAGCAGGGACCCCUGCGCGGCAGCGGCCAGAGCGGCGACGACUACAGCUACAGGGCACCCGGCAACCGCAACGACAAUGUCUACGGCAACUCACCUGACUACGGCAACCUCGGCAAUCCCUUCGGCCCCGCCAAUGGCAUUGGCUACGAGUACCUGCCGCCCGCAGAGCCGUCGCGUCUCUACCUGCCCACGGCAUAAGCAGGAGGCUGAUCCCAGUCAGGAACGGAAGU
This is a messenger RNA of Drosophila arizonae, 848 nucleotides long. RefSeq names its product Cuticular protein 11A (gene Cpr11A). Lineage: Eukaryota; Metazoa; Arthropoda; Insecta; Diptera; Drosophilidae. The record is from RefSeq and is a predicted model, not a curated record.